UGUUCGCUUCUGGCCGCAUGUCCCUGAAGCGGCUUUAAUUUCUCUGAUGAAAUCUUUCUCAAAGUUACACAGGGUUUUCCGCUUUUAAACUGCAAUGUCAGGUAAACUUUUUACACUACAUAAUAAUGUUUGCAAAUGUUUGCAAACUCUAGCGGGCGUCCAACCUCGGGCUUUAAGCACCGGGUCAGCUGCCCUCAGCUCUGUCCAGUUAAAGGGCCGGAGCUUUCUGACUUUAAAGGAUUUUGGUUCCGAUGAAAUCAAGAAGUUGUUGUGGGUGUCAGGAGACCUCAAGCACCGCAUCAAACAAAACAAUGAAUAUCUUCCUCUUCUGCAAGGCAAGUCCAUUGCAAUGAUAUUUGAGAAGAGAAGCACCAGGACGAGAAUGUCCACUGAAACAGGUUUUGCUUUGCUGGGAGGGCAUCCUUGUUUCUUAACUUCCCAAGACAUUCAUCUUGGAGUAAAUGAAAGCUCUACAGACACAGCCAGGGUACUCUCAGGGCUUUGUGAUAUUGUCCUGGCCAGAGUCUACAGUCACUCCACUCUGGAGGAGCUGGCUAAAGAGGCCUCUAUCCCUAUCAUCAACGGUCUAUCUGACAUGUACCAUCCCAUUCAGAUAUUAGCAGAUUUCCUCACUCUGCAGGAACAUUACGGUUCUUUAAACGGACUCACAGUCAGCUGGAUCGGAGAUGGGAACAAUGUGCUUCACUCUUUCAUGAUGACUGCAGCCAAACUAGGAGUUCACCUAAAGAUUGCUACACCAAAGGGUUAUGAACCUGAAGACAGUGUGAUGCAGGAGGCGCAGAGACUUUCUAAAAAGUAUGGGACCCAGUUAGUCCUGACCACAGAUCCAAUGGAGGCAGCACAUGACAGCAAUGUGUUGGUAACAGACACUUGGGUCAGCAUGGGACAAGAGGAAGAAAAGAAGAAGAGACUAAAGGAUUUUGAUGGUUACCAAAUCACUAUGCAG
Molecule: messenger RNA, 967 nt
Organism: Boleophthalmus pectinirostris (great blue-spotted mudskipper)
Lineage: Eukaryota; Metazoa; Chordata; Actinopteri; Gobiiformes; Gobiidae
Gene: otc
Product: ornithine transcarbamylase
Biological process (GO): L-citrulline biosynthetic process
Cellular component (GO): mitochondrion
Molecular function (GO): amino acid binding; ornithine carbamoyltransferase activity
Source: RefSeq, a predicted model, not a curated record